UAGAAGAAGACGCUCACGUCUCUGAACGUAAACACCGGUAGACACGUGUUUAGCAGGAUUAGCUUCGAGCUAGCGGACACCAACCUGCCUCCAGCUCAUCUGACCCACGCUGACGUCUCUUGUCCUUUUGGUCCCACAUUCUUGAGGACUGGUCUGUCAAAAUCUAAAGAGCAAGUAUGAGCAGCCUGGAUCCGGACCAGCAUCUCCAGCUCGGUUGCCGUGACAAAACAACAGUCUCCAGCGAUUCAUCAGACACUCAUGAGCCGGCCAAGCCGCCUCUCCACGGUCUAAAAUUGGCUUCACACGCAGUGCUGGAGAAAGCUCAGCAGAGGGGCAGGUUGAAAUGCUCUAAAUGUGGAGGAUCAAGGAUGUUUUUCUGCUACACAUGCUGCUCGUUACUGGGUGUCAGCCUGCAAGAAAUCCCCUCAAUCAAGCUUCCAGUGAAGAUAGACAUCAUCAAGCAUCCAAAUGAGACAGAUGGCAAGAGCACAGCGAUCCACGCCAAGAUCCUCGCACAGAGCGACGUCACCAUAUACACGUACCCCUGCAUACCUGAGUAUGAAAAGGACAAGGUGGUGCUGGUGUUCCCUGGUCCAGGGGCUGUCUCGGUCCAAGACAUGAUGCAGUGUUUGCGUGACAGGUCUGACAGCAGGUCACAUGACCCCUAUGAACCCUGCAUCAAGAGGCUGAAAAGUGAGGAAGUUCAAGGCGCCACACACGCUGCGGAGAGCGCGGGGACCCCAGACGAAGCAGAGGGCUCCGAGUCACGGGUGUAUCCCCUACAGAGGGUGGUCUUCAUUGACAGCACAUGGAACCAGACCAACAAGAUCUGCACCGAUGAGAGACUGCAAGAUUUGCUCCAGGUCGAGCUCAGGGCGAGGAAAACAUGUUUCUGGCGCCAUCAGAAGGGCAAACCAGACACCUACCUGUCUACUAUUGAGGCUAUUUAUUAUUUCCUCAAAGACUUCCACGAGCACUGCGUUGCUCGGGAGUAUAAAGGAGAAUAUGACAACCUUCUGUUCUUCUACUCCUACUUGCACUCAGUCGUCAACAAAGCCAAGAUUUCUGCUGGAAAGUGCUGAUGAACGCUGGGAAGAAAAACUGGAAUGAGCUACAGGUCAUCCGUCAGGAGGAGACUCGCAUGCAAGCUCCAGCCUGUGUGGCUGAGUGAUCUUUCAUUUUGUAAAGGAAACUGAGGCACUAUUUGUUUAACUAUAUGCAAUAAAGCAGUUUUUUGUUUAGUUA
This is a messenger RNA of Hippoglossus stenolepis (Pacific halibut), 1245 nucleotides long. RefSeq names its product DTW domain containing 1 (gene dtwd1). The record is from RefSeq and is a predicted model, not a curated record. Gene Ontology annotation, cellular component: nucleus. Gene Ontology annotation, biological process: tRNA modification. The transcript has 5 exons. The coding region runs from base 177 to 1082 and encodes 301 amino acids. NCBI's taxonomy places the organism in Eukaryota, Metazoa, Chordata, Actinopteri, Pleuronectiformes, Pleuronectidae. Gene Ontology annotation, molecular function: tRNA-uridine aminocarboxypropyltransferase activity.